AACGAAACUCCUUUUAUAUUUACUAAAUAAAAUAAGAAAAAUAAAAUAGGAAUAAAAUGGAUUCUCAGAACUAUCCCUCCAUUUUUUAACACCUACCAUUCUUCUUCAAUCUUACAUUCCCUUAUAAGAAUUAGGGUUAGAGUUCUUAAUUUUGUUCUUCUCUUCAGCAAUGCAUGCAUUAAAAGAGAAAGUUGCUGACAAACUCUCUCGUAUUCUAGCUGAUUCUCCUUCUUCUCCUUCCCAUUUCUCUGAUGAUUCUCCUGUUUCCACUCCUAAAUCUGAGGGCUCAUUGUUAUCUAAGAAGGAGAGAUAUGGUUCUGAGAGAUCAUUAUCAGCGUAUCUGUUAUCCUUUAUACCAUCUUCAAGUUCUAAUGGGAACAAGGCAAACAAACGUCGGCAGGAUUUAAAGCCUAGCCGAUCACUUUCAAGUCGAUGGAGAAGCAAAAGUUUUACAUGGAGAGAUAAACCCCUUGAGUUUAUAACAGAAAAAGAACCCGAGUGUCCGAGAAAUGAAGCAUCGGAGAGUUGUAACAAGGUUGAAGAAGAUCAUCAUGCCUUGAGGAACAUUAAUGUUUCAAACAAAUGUGAAGAAACGAGUACCUCACAAAUUUCUGUAAAUUGUUUUCCCAAUCUUUCUGACGAGUCCUCAUUUAUAUCCUCGGAUCUUCAAGAGUUUCUGCAUUCAACUCUUCCUAAUAUUGUGAAAGGGUGCCAAUGGGUGUUGUUGUAUAGUACGUUAAAACAUGGCAUAUCACUUCGCACGCUUCUUCGUAAGAGUGGCGAACUUCCUGGUCCUUGCUUACUUAUUGUUGGAGAUAUGCAAGGUGCUGUAUUUGGUGGGCUGUUAGAGUGCCCUUUAAAACCUACUGCAAAAAGAAAAUAUCAAGGAACUAACCAGACAUUUGUGUUCACUACUAUAUACGGUCAACCACGGCUCUUCAGAGCAACUGGUGCAAACCGGUUUUACUACAUCUGUUUGAAUGACUUGCUGGGAAUUGGUGGAGGUGGCAACUUUGCAUUAUGCUUGGACGGAGACUUGUUACGUGGGACAAGUGGUCCAUGUGAGACCUUCGGGAACUUAUGCUUGGCAAACAGUCCUGAAUUUGAACUGAAGAAUGUGGAGCUGUGGGGAUUCCGGCAUUCUUCGAAGUACCUGAAUUAACCAGCUUUGGUGGCAGGGGCAGUAAAGCAUCGGAGACACUAUUGCCUUCCAGUUCUUCCCUUGGCAAUAAUGUCAUUCUUUAUUCUUUCUUAUUUGUAUUCCUAUGUUAAGGGUGCUUCCCUUAUUCGAUUGCCCUAGUAAAAAUAUACCAUACUCAAAAAUUUGGAACAAGUAUGAAAAUGAAUUUAGCCAAAUGCAGUUGAAGAUUAUUGUUAUAUUUGAUGGAGUGACCAUUGGUA
Messenger RNA from Papaver somniferum (opium poppy), 1401 nucleotides. Its product is annotated as oxidation resistance protein 1-like. The record is from RefSeq and is a predicted model, not a curated record. The transcript has 8 exons. Lineage: Eukaryota; Viridiplantae; Streptophyta; Magnoliopsida; Ranunculales; Papaveraceae. The coding region runs from base 170 to 1162 and encodes 330 amino acids.